UUAUAAGUGAUUGUUUAUACCCUUACUUGUUAAAUGCUGGUCAACUUAUUAGGUAAAGCUUCAAGACAGAAAUCAGAUGAUUGGUGACGAUUUCUAUGUCCGAGGUGAUGGUACUUGCUCAUUUUACUUCUCUGAGGAUUUCCUGUCAACCCUGUUUCUUGAAGCUGGCUUCAACACCAUAGAUAUCAGUGUAUACUGCAAACAAAUUAAGAAUCGUUCUCGGGAUAUAACAAUGGAUCGGCGUUGGAUAAGAGCCAUAUUUAACAAGUUCAACAGCAAUGCUCCAGAUUCUGCUCUUUGUUAAGAAGCUAGAUGAUGAU
Messenger RNA from Pistacia vera, 320 nucleotides. RefSeq names its product tRNA N(3)-methylcytidine methyltransferase METTL2-like. The record is from RefSeq and is a predicted model, not a curated record. The transcript has 3 exons. NCBI's taxonomy places the organism in Eukaryota, Viridiplantae, Streptophyta, Magnoliopsida, Sapindales, Anacardiaceae. Bases 77 to 304 code for a protein of 75 amino acids.